AUGUCUCUCCGAAGAUUCUCUGGCUGUCUGGGAUCCUCUUACGACGAUUUUCUACACCUGACUAUCGGAGUUUGCACGGAACCUACGGAGGGCUAUCCAAACCACUGGAUUCUCAUGCUCGUCGAUGAUGACACCGAGUACGCAAUAUGUUACCAAUCCUUGGGUGGUCCUACGAAACGCAGACCCUGGGAACUUGUGAUUGAGAGUGGAGAGACCAGAAGCUGGGACGUCGAUCACUUUUACUACGUCUCUGAGAUCCCAGCGCGACAUAAACGAAAGGUGAAUGCUUCGGCGAACAAAACUCCAGGUGGGUUUAGUCAAAGAUGGGUUGUGAGAGUGCUCUGGGAUCUGGAGCUGCAGAAUGUUGUUCCUCGUGGUACGACGAAGAGGAUCGCUCAAGCUGUGCAGGAGGAUCCCUAUGCUGAUGCAUCACCUAUAAUGGAAGAGCACGAGGGUUUCCGGUACCAGAUGUUCGACUGGGUAGAGAAGCAUUGCUUGUCUAGGCUUGGGUCACCUAGACGAUAG
This is a messenger RNA of Fusarium subglutinans, 525 nucleotides long. RefSeq lists its product as uncharacterized. Lineage: Eukaryota; Fungi; Ascomycota; Sordariomycetes; Hypocreales; Nectriaceae. Bases 1 to 525 code for a protein of 174 amino acids. The record is from RefSeq and is a predicted model, not a curated record. The transcript has a single exon.